This is a messenger RNA of Durotheca rogersii, 1012 nucleotides long. RefSeq lists its product as uncharacterized. The record is from RefSeq and is a predicted model, not a curated record. The transcript is spliced from 5 exons. The coding region runs from base 108 to 938 and encodes 276 amino acids. Lineage: Eukaryota; Fungi; Ascomycota; Sordariomycetes; Xylariales; Xylariaceae.
AGCCAGCGACGACCACCCUACCUAUCAAGCACGUAAUAGCACGCAAUCCUACAGGAUUCUGUUCAUUCGAGAGUCAUAAUCAGGUAGCUUAUCUCUCUACGGCAGCGAUGGCGUCCCGAUACGUCGAUACACUCCCAACCCCGGCUCACGUCGAACUAAAGAAGCUGAUAGUGCUGAGCGCACCUAGAACCGGGACGCACGGGCUUUACCUAGCCCUCAAGAAGCUAGGCUUCAAGCCUUACCACAUGGUUGAAGUCAUGAGGACCGGGCCGUCAGCCGUGCGGAUUUUGAACGAGGGACUCGACGCCGAAAUAUUCCACCGGAGCAAGCCAUACGGUCGGGCGGAGUUCGACAAAUGGUUCGCCAACUACGAUAUCAUCAUCGAGAUGCCCUUCUUCAUGAUCCACUCGGUGGUGCAGGCGUACCCGGACGCCAAGUUCCUGCUGACGGAGCGGGACCCCGACAAGUGGGCCAAGUCCUUCGUCAACACCAUCGGCCAGAUCACCGUGCAGUCGGGGAGGUUCCCCAUGGCCGUGUUCAAGCACUUCGACGGCUUCGCCUCCGGCAUGUCCGCCAUAGGGAGCAAGAUCUUGGGCUAUUACACCAACGGCUACGGGUCCUCGCCCGAGGGCCAGCGCUUCCUCGCCGAGAACUACAAGAAGUACAUCGCCGAAGUGAAGCGGAUCGUCCCGCCGGAGCAGCUCAAGGUGUGCAAGCUCGAGGACGGGUUCGGGUGGGAGCAGGUGUGCCCGUACCUGGGCGUGCCGGUCCCGGACUUCGACUGGCCCUCGCGCAAUGCGCCCGAGGAAUUCUUCGAGAUCACGGGCCCUAAGAUGAAGGUGGCCUUCCUCAAGGGGCUGAUCGGCACUACGUCCAUCCUAGCGCCGCUCGUCGCCGCCGGCAUCUGGUACCUGCGCCAGGGCAGGCCGUCCGUGUGAAUUCGCGGCGGCGCUGGUGAGGGAUGGGUCGAGCGCAGUAGUAGAAUAGGCGCAGGAGAGCCGGCCCAUCCCCC